This is a messenger RNA of Scophthalmus maximus (turbot), 1756 nucleotides long. RefSeq names its product voltage-dependent anion-selective channel protein 2. Lineage: Eukaryota; Metazoa; Chordata; Actinopteri; Pleuronectiformes; Scophthalmidae. The record is from RefSeq and is a predicted model, not a curated record. The coding region runs from base 163 to 1014 and encodes 283 amino acids. Gene Ontology annotation, biological process: monoatomic anion transmembrane transport. Gene Ontology annotation, molecular function: voltage-gated monoatomic anion channel activity. Gene Ontology annotation, cellular component: mitochondrial outer membrane. The transcript has 9 exons.
AUUUCCGGGUCCUGACGGCGCCGAGGUCAGGAGGGUGUUCGUUGCGGCGUCUCCUCCAUAUCGUCCUCCACCUGCCUCUGCCUCUGCGUCUUUCUCUCCGCCGCCCCUCUGACCUCACAAGUUCACAGCAACAGCAUCAACAGCGACACGAAGACGUGCGUAAUGGCAGUUCCUCCAGCAUAUGCAGACCUUGGAAAAUCGGCAAAGGACAUCUUCAAUAAGGGAUACGGUUUUGGACUGGUCAAACUUGAUGUGAAGACAAAGGCUUCAUGUGGGGUGGAAUUUAAAACAUCUGGGUCGUCCAACGUAGACACCAGCAAGGUCACUGGAGCCCUGGAAACCAAGUACAAGUGGGCUGAAUAUGGGCUGACGUUCACAGAGAAGUGGACCACGGAAAACACACUCGGAACAGAAAUCUGUGUUGAGGAUCAGAUCACCAAAGGCCUGAAACUCACUUUUGACACUACAUUUUCACCAAAUACUGGCAAGAAGAGUGGCAAGGUCAAGACAGCUUAUAAAAGGGAAUACAUUAAUGUUGGAGUUGAUGCAGAUUUGGAUUUUGCUGGUCCUACUAUUCAUGGAGCAGCAGUAGCCGGCUAUGAGGGCUGGCUGGCUGGGUACCAGAUGACCUUUGACUCAGCCAAAUCCAAGAUGACCCAGAGCAACUUCGCGGUUGGCUACAAGACUGGGGACUUCCAGCUCCACACCAAUAUUAACGAUGGUUCAGAAUUUGGCGGAUCCAUUUACCAGAAGGUAAAUGACAAACUGGAGACUGCUGUGAAUCUUGCCUGGACGGCAGGUAGCAACGGCACUCGCUUUGGAAUUGCUGCCAAGUACCAGUUGGACUCCAGUGCCUCCAUAUCUGCUAAGGUGAAUAAUGCCAGCCUGGUAGGAAUUGGAUACAGCCAGACUCUGCGGCCUGGUAUAAAACUCCUCCUCUCAGCACUGGUGGAUGGAAAGAAUAUCAAUGCUGGUGGUCACAAACUAGGACUGGGCCUGGAGUUGGAGGCAUGAGGAUCUGCUCUGCCAAUUCAUUUGAAGAUGAAUAUCAGCUGAUUCUGACCCUGGGUCUGAUCUGGUCAGCAACAGAUAUUUUAACGAGAUGAAGCCAAAACAAAUACUCAAACCGAGUUCCCAAGCACUGUUAAGAUGGAAAACUUUCCAGUAGCCUCCUUUCAUUGUGGUUACAUUAAAUGUGUCACGUUUCAGCUACAUGAAUUUAUUAAUCAGUUGUUCCCUCUGCCAAUUUAUUCUACAUAAUGAAAGAAAAACCAUCCUCUGGGUGUUGGAGUUGGCCUCCUUUCUUUGACAAUCCAGGAAUGGUUAAAAAAAAGUGUGAUAACUUAGAAUGUAAAUCAGAGCUGUUAUUUUGCACAGUAGAACACUUCCCUUUAUUUAAGCUCUUUCUCCUUUUGUGUUAUUUGCACAUUUUAUUCAUAUUUUGGGAGUGACGUUCUGCCUGUUGGAAGGUUAACUACAACAAACAAUACUUAUCAAGAAAGGCUCAUCUUCACUUUCCUUCUAGAGAAGCUUAAUCGUGCUGUGUGAUGGGUUUUAGACCGCCACUACCUUAAAUACCUGCUUUAAGUUCCAAGAAAAUAAAAUGGAUUUUGAUUUUCCUCAGUGUGACAUGGGUGAAAGAAAAUCCUAGUGUAUCAUCCAUUUUUCUUCCCAUUCUUGAGGAUUGUGACACUUUAUCAGGAAGCAUUUUGUGUGUUGGUGUGCGUCUACCUUUGCAAUAAAGUCCUAAAAUCAA